Molecule: messenger RNA, 4639 nt
Organism: Actinia tenebrosa (Australian red waratah sea anemone)
Lineage: Eukaryota; Metazoa; Cnidaria; Anthozoa; Actiniaria; Actiniidae
Source: RefSeq, a predicted model, not a curated record
AAAACAAAAGGGGCGGGUUCGCCUGUCAAUCAAGCUUGUAAUACUCCGCUGAUAUUGGCAACAGAGGCUCAAAAACUUGACUCGCGCAUUUAUGUCCCAUAGUCGUGUAAGAAAAGUUUGAUCAUUAAAGCUACUGAUAAUCUAGGGACGCUAGAAUGACUUGAAACGAUGAAAAUGAAAGAUGAUGAGGCUAAGAGAGCGGCUACGAGCGACGAAGAUAGAAUGACCAAACAGAAUGGAGAAGUUAUGCCAGUAUGUAACAUGGAGGAUCAGACUUCACUUUCACACGCGGCAGUCAACUCGAAUGGCAAAAGCCGCUCAAAACCAUCUCGAAAACGCCACAGUACAAGCUCACCCGAAGAAGAUAUAAUUGAUGGUUUUGCUAUUUCAUCUUUCUCGUCGCUGGAGGCUUUGGAGUCCAGAGCUCCGAAUAAAACUGGCAUCCUAAAUGAAAUAAAACCACAAAGUAAAAUCUCCAAAUGCAGCCAAGAAAAUGGGAUCAGCAAUAAGAAGAGAAGGGCUGAGAAAAGGCGGCAAAGGAUGCAAGACCCCAAACUCAAAGACUCUGAUUCUGAAGAGGAAAAUGAGGAACCUCAAAAAUCAGAGGGGUCUCGCAGCUCAGCUCACAAGGAGAAGAAAUCAGCACAUACUAGUGGGAAUAAUUCUGAUUCAGGGGGGUCAGUAGAUGGUGGAUACCUGUGUGAUGGGGAAAGUGAAGAUGAGAGGGAAAGUGGAGAACCCCCAGCGAAAGUAACUCCACGAGCCUCAACGGUGUUCAACGUCAGAGAUAUUCUAAAUGCUAACGACGCUACUCCAAACCACUUGGAAAAAGACGGAGAACGACCUCCCGUWUCGAAGCCUUCGGAUUGGCCAAGCUCUGCGGCUGCAGGAAUCCAGAAACCAAGCUCUCAAGUCUCUACGUCCAGUAUACCAAGCUUAAACCGAUCAUUGACCUCAACGUCAACAAUCAGUUCCCAUUCGAUGUCAUCKUCAUUUGGUCAUUCCCACCCAUCCUCGUUAUUCCCUCAUUUCCCGCCAUURCAUUCACCGUCUGGUCCUAUGCCGUACCAGCAUGGUCCUGGUGAACCUUCCUUUUAUUCAAGGCARUGGAGAGGAAAAGAAGGCCUUAACUCGUACGCGAUUGGUUCAGGUCAAGAUAUUUUGAGACAAGAACUGAACUCCAGAUUCCUACAAAGCCACACAGACCGAGGACACUACAAUCUUCACUAUGAGAACCAUCAACACCAACACCUACACAACCAUCAACACCAGCAUCAACAUCAGCAUCAACAYCAACAUCAACACUUCCAUUCUCCACCUGCCUUACCCGUUGUGCCAGCCAGCCCGUUAUUUGUUCCUGGAAAUUCUGCUAUGUCUCAUGUAGGAGUACCUCCCCAGUCACCUCACACUCCUUCUGCGGCCGUCCCACCACCUCUCAUUCACAGGAAACCUGGUAAAUGGUGCUCGUCACAUAUCCAAAUCGCCUGGCAGAUUUAUUAUCAUCAACAAAAGGUUCAAGCUGAGAUGCACAACGACCCUCACAUCAAACCAGAACAAAUCCCAGUCAGCCGAGCCGCCAACGCUCUCUCCCUACACUCACGACAAGGGGUACAUGAAGUAGGAUACCGGUCCCCUCGUGUCCAUGGACAGGGUACAGCCAGUCCAAUAGCUAUGCCACACCCAACAGAAUCUUCUAGACAAAGAGCUGGUUUUCUGAGUUUUGCUCCUGUAACUCCUACCCCGACUAACUCCGACGUGUCACCGGUUUCUCCCUACGGUGGACCCACCCUGGGCCUUAGUGACCUUCGAAGUCGCCCAAAUGGWGUUUUGGGKCUGAAUGGAAGCAACUAUCGUAGUUCAGCUGGCAGUGGUUUUAGYUCUACCAUGUCAAGCUCGAUGGGYUCUGGUCUUGGGAAUUCRUACGGUGGACUGGGAGGGAUUGGGCGUGAAUGGAAUCAUCACCAUGGAAACCAUUCUCCYUGGCAUAAUCAAGAAUCUUUUGAACGAAAUAGAGAGAAAGAACGUGAACGAGAGAGAGAAAGAGAAAGAGAAAAAGUACGAGACAGAGACAAGAGUAGAGAACGCAUCGAGGGCGACAAGUUUCCAAAUAAAGAAAGAGACCGAGAGUCUAGCUCUUCUCGCGUAGAUAUCGACAAUGAAACAACAAAGCCAAAAGACACAGAAAAACCAACUGACGAGCUUCGUUCUCCACGAGCCCAACGUCCUUCCAGUUUUAAUAUCGCCAGCUUAACAGGUGAGGGUAGAGGAGAAUCAUCCUCUACCGACUCACGACACCCUUCCGACAGAACACCCCUCCCUGGUCGAAGAGAGGAGGCUAAAAUAAACCCUACCGACGAACGAGACGUCAUCGUAYUAAAUGACAAACGAGCGUUGUCGCCGAAUGGUCAUCAYGGGGCGCACUCGGCUCCAUAUAUAGACAAAAGACUGUACGAAUAUGAACGACCUUUGGAUCCAUUUGAUCUUGGUAGAUAUGGUCGUGGUCCCAUGAGAAUAGGCUCUAUACCCAACUAUUCCCUUGCACAACCACCUCUGUUUGGUCCAAUGGGUCCGUACCUUCAUGGUUCUGCUAUGUCAGCAGUCACACAUCCUUAUUACAUGUCGCACGUUACWACGCGAGGGAUGCUGGGUGCCCACUUUGGGCCUUCGGGACCUAGAAGUAGAAGUCCCUUGGAUGGGCCCGACAUCCUACAAGCUGAAAAUAGACCUAUAUAGAUGGUAUUCGAUAAAACCUGUACAGAAUCAAAAUGCUGGAGAAAGAUUACUCCGUGUAUCAUAAAGAAUAUAGAAUUGAAGUAGGUUUUUUCCCCCACAGCCGUUAUACUCUGCCGGCACGCAUGCAUUGACUACACUACCACAAAGUUGAAGUCAUUUCUUCAAAUUCCAGGGUGAAAAAGUAAAAAUAUUUCUGAGUAAUUUUCACCACUCGUCGGGUUCCUACUACAAUAAUUUGAUUUUCCCGCCAAAAUUGGAGGCAAUUGUUAUUGGUUGACGUCUUGUCAAUAACCUGUGCACUUGAAAGGCUUUCUAUCUUGGUACAUUAUUGUCAUAGAAACGUACAUUCGUAUCGUUCRUUGUACUGGAGAUUACUAAUUCUUUGUCGUGAAAUGGCCUGCAAAAUUCACCAAGACAUCCGGCUCUUAAUUCAUUAUUAUUAUUAUUAUCGUUUCCUUACCAAUCUUCUUCAUCGYCCUAAAUAUAUGAAUAUAUUCCAUGUAUGCGUAUUUCUUGAAUCAACAGACUGUUGUGUUUAGUGCAAGAAAAAAAAAACUAUGAAAAAAAUAUAGAUUAUUACAGMAACCUCACACUUCAGAAUCCUCACCUUGUUCAAAAAUCUUCACGUAUAUUUUUUAGCAUUAGAUUUGAGGAGCAUGGAAAGUCCUCUUAGAGUCUUGCAAUUGACUCUUCAUGAUCAUGCCAAGUAGGCUUUGUUAUAUAGAGGGCACUUUCGCUCCAGUCUCCAACGAAACCUUUAACCGCGGGGCACUGAAGCGAGAGGCACUGCAGCCCUCGGCAAUAUGUUGUAACAUGGAAAGGCGUGUAACUUGCAUAUGCAAUGCAACAUUGUUGCGUUGCAAGGCAAAGGUUACUCGCGCCACCCCACAUGCGGAACAAACUCAUUUGUUGCGAAAAACACGGCUAACUUCUGCCUAAAAUGAUCUUARUUUAUUGUUACGAAACAAUCCCUGCUUUUUCUCAAAAUAGAAUCUGAGCUAAAAAGAAGCCAUAUAAUAGAAAAUACAGACCUUACUUAUAUAAUGGCCCCAUCAAAUCUGCCUCGGAUCCCGACCCUAGACGUCUAGACUAAACUUCACUAAAURCAGCUGCUUCAAAAAGUGUUGGUGAAGCUUUUUAUGCAUACCAAGCCCGAAAUGUAUCGAUGUAUUGAAAUUUAUAGUGUUGAUGUAUUUGGUAUUGCAUUCACAUCGCCUAUGUUUUGCAUAUGAUGGACUCCUUGCAUGUGACUUCAAAGCAGCUCAGUUUGGAGGGGAAUAACAAAAGAAUUUCAAUCUCCUGAGAAUUGGGAACCUUUUGUUAUGGUUUGAGCUGCAUUCCGACGUGCUGCAAGGGAUCUAUUGCUGGUUUUCAAUCAUUCCCAAAAGAAUGAAAUAACCAAAAAAAAAACGGCGGCCAUGUUGGAUGACAUAACGAGAUUAAUGACGAAUCUUUUGUUAAAAUCCUCCAAGAUGGCAGCUGUGAAAAUCAAUUGCUUGGUAUGCAACAUAUAAAAAACCUUAACCAAUCUAUCCUUGAAACAUCUGUAUUCUAGAUAAACUGCAGAAAGGCGUUAAUCUGAAUAUAACAAUUUAUCUGGAUAAUGCUUUCAGUUCAUAAAGUGCAUACCAUACUCAUAUCCGAGAAAAAGUUAACUAACAACAUUGUACUAAUUUGUGCAAAGUUUUGUAGGUCUACUGAACUUAAUAAUUUGUCCAGAUUUGCGCAAUUUCUUACAAAGGUUUUUCACGGACAUAUGGUAUGUUUUCUAAUAACCUUACAAAAGUGCAUACCAUAUAUCRGUGAAAAACAUAAGAAAUUUCACAAAUUAGUAAGUAGAAAGUAGACCUACAAAACUUUGCACUAAUUUGUACAAGUUUGUUAGGUGACCACAGUAAAUCCGUGA